AUGAGUGAAGAAUUAGAAAAUCAACAACAUUUACUAUCUAAUGAGUCGAUACCAGAAUUACAAUUAAUAUUUACUUUAAAACCUGAAAUGGAUCGACGUCGAUAUAAUAUCCAAAGAAUAAAUGAAGUUGCUGCCGUUUUUUCUACAACUGCAGAUGGAGAAAUCCCAGAAUCAUAUGUUACAAUACGCAAUAAAAAUACUAAAACUUUACAAAGCGUUAGUACUAUGGAUCCAAAUGUUGAACCAUGGAUAUAUCCAUUGUUUUAUCCAUAUGGUACUCAAGGAUGGCAUUGUCAUUUAAAAAAAUUAAACAGUAAUAGACGAAUAACUAGAGGACAAUAUAUUAAGCAUCGCAUGGCUAUUCGUGAUGACUUUAAUGUUUUCUUAUUAGGACGACGUUUAUUCCAACAAUGGCUUGUAGAUAAUUAUGUAAAAAUUGAAAAAGAUAGAAUGAAUUUUUGUAGAGCUCAUCAAAAAGAAUUACGCUCUGAAACAUAUCAGGGUUUAAUUGAUUAUAUGCAAAAUAUGGCAAAUAAUUUAAAUGGGCAUAUUGGGAAAAUGGUUAUACUUCCUUCUACAUUUAUCGGUUUACCACGUAAUAUGUUACAAAAUUAUCAAGAUGCAAUGGCAAUUGUUGCUAAAUUUGGUAAACCAGAUCUUUUUAUCACAAUGACUUGUAAUCCAAAAUGGCGUGAAAUUGAAGAAAAUCUCUUGUAUGAUCAACAAGCUUCUGAUAGACCUGAUAUUUUUAUGAAACAUAUGAUACACGGACCUUGUGCCAAUUGGUGUUUAGUAAAUGGACAAUGCUCAAAGCGUUAUCCGAGAAAUUUUCUGGAGGAAACCAAGAUGGAUGAAGAUGGUUAUCCUUACUAUCGUCGACGAAAUACUGGUACAACUUUUGAACGUCCCGGCGGAUAUACAGUUGAUAAUCGUAACGUUGUUCCAUAUUGUCCUAUUUUGUCGAUUAUAUUCAAUUGCCAUAUUAAUGUUGAAAUAGUUUCCAGCAUUAAGUCGGUUAAAUAUUUAUAUAAGUAUAUAUAUAAAGGUCAUGAUGCUGCUGCUAUAACAAUUGAACCAAUAACAAAUAAUACAGUUAUUAAUCAUGAUGAAAUACAUGAUUACAUCGAAGCUCGUUACGUAGGACCUGUAGAAGCUAGCUGGCGUAUACUCGGUAAAAAGUUACAAGAUAAAAGUCAUUCUAUAAUUCGUUUACCAGUUCAUUUGCCAAAUGAACAAAAUGUAAUUAUUGAAAAUGAUUCCAUUGAAGAAGCAAUGACUACUGCUGUAAAUCAAGUCACUAUGUUAAUUGAUUAUUUCGCACUAAAUUUACGUGACACAGAAGCAAGAAAAUAUUUAUAUACAGAAAUUCCACACUAUUAUACUUUCAAAAAAGAAAAAAUUAACGGCAAAAAUGUAUCACACUGGGUAAAACGGCAUAAUUAUUUUAAUUGCAUAGGUCGUAUGUAUUCUGUGAGUCCAACACAAAUAGAAUUAUUUCAUUUACGAUUAUUAUUACUAACUAUUAAAGGAGCUACAAGUUUUAAUAAUUUAAGAACUGUAAAUGGAGAAACUUAUCAAACAUUUUCAGAGACAUGUUUAGCUUUAGGUUUAAUUGAAGAUGAUGAUGAAUGGAUACGAGCUAUGAAUGAAGCUGUUGAGUGGAUGAUGCCACGACAAUUACGUAAAUUAUUUGUACGCAUUUUAUUACAUUGUCAACCAUUACAUCCUGAACAACUUUGGAAAAGUUUUAAGGUAGCAAUAUCGGAAGAUUAUAUAAGACAUCUCGGUACACUACAAGGACAAAGAAAAGCUUACGAACAAAUUAAUGCUAUGCUUUUAGCUGAAGGAAAAAGCUUUGCUGAUUUUCCACAAAUGGAACAAUUAGCAGAAAAUAACGAAGAGGAGGAUUACGUGACAUUAGAACAAGCUAUGGAAAUUGAUGUCUUUAUUUGGGAUGAAGCUCCCAUGGCACCACGAUAUGCUCUAGAUAUUAUGGAUCGAACACUCCGUGAUAUUAUGAAUAAUGAUUUACCAUUUGGUGGAAAAAUUGUUAUAUUGGGUGGUGAUUUUAGACAACUUCUUCCAAUUAAAGUACGAGAAAUGGGUGAUGGGAAAUUGAAUGAUUCUAAUGACAAUAUUCAAAUUCCUGAAUGUUGCAUAGCUCCAUCUGAUGCAGAUAUUGUUACAGAUAUAUAUGGUGAUUUAAUACAAAAAAGAGAUUUUAAUAAGAUAGCUAAAUGUGCGAUACUUUCAGCGAGAAAUAUUGAUGUAGACGAAAUUAAUAAACGAGUUGUUGAAUUACUAAAUGUAACAGAAGAACGAAUUUAUACAAGUGUAGAUAGUGCUGUAAACUGCGGUGAUAAUGGUGAUAUUGGUGAAUCUUUAUUACCAGAAUAUUUAAAUAGUUUGUCUCCAUCAUGUCUUUCUCCUCAUGAAUUACGUUUAAAUAUUUAA
Molecule: messenger RNA, 2454 nt
Organism: Monomorium pharaonis (pharaoh ant)
Lineage: Eukaryota; Metazoa; Arthropoda; Insecta; Hymenoptera; Formicidae
Exons: 4
Coding region: 1-2454 (817 amino acids)
Biological process (GO): telomere maintenance; DNA repair
Molecular function (GO): DNA helicase activity
Source: RefSeq, a predicted model, not a curated record